Molecule: messenger RNA, 756 nt
Organism: Magnolia sinica
Lineage: Eukaryota; Viridiplantae; Streptophyta; Magnoliopsida; Magnoliales; Magnoliaceae
Product: ferredoxin, root R-B2
Exons: 2
Coding region: 171-632 (153 amino acids)
Biological process (GO): electron transport chain
Cellular component (GO): plastid
Molecular function (GO): 2 iron, 2 sulfur cluster binding; electron transfer activity
Source: RefSeq, a predicted model, not a curated record
CCGCGUCAGUGGGUUUGGCGGUCAGGCUUCUCUCUCCGUCUCGCUUCCCCCUCUCUCUCGUUAUAAAUAAUCCCUUCAAAUGAAUUAGGGCAAUCUCCCUCCCUCUCCCUCGCUCUCUUUGCGAGAGAAAAAGAAGAAGAGAUUUUUCGUUUUUGCUCGGCAUCUCCACGAUGGCGACUGUCAGCCUUCCUACAACCUGCACAUUCCGGAGCAGAAGUGCUCUCCCCAGCAGAAGUGCUGCCCCGCUGAUCCACAUCCCUUCUUCUUUGGGCUCUGUGAAGCAUGUCUCCAAGGUGUUUGGCUUGAAGACAUCUUCCUGCUUCCGGGCAUCUGCAAUGGCAGUGUACAAGGUGAAGCUGAUCGGGCCAGAAGGCGAGGAGUGUGAAUUCGAGGCUCCGGACGACUGCUACAUUCUGGAUUCAGCCGAGCAUGCAGGCAUGGAGCUGCCCUACUCCUGCAGGGCCGGGGCUUGCUCCACGUGUGCGGGGAAGAUCGUGCAGGGGUCCGUCGACCAGUCGGACGGGUCCUUCCUCGAUGACAAGAUGAUGGAGGAGGGGUACAUCCUGACGUGCGUGUCGUAUCCCACAUCGGACUGCGUUAUUCACACGCACAAGGAAGGGGAACUCUACUGAAAAAUCUGUGGUUUGUUUGGAGAGGGAAACUGGGUUAUGGAUAUUUUGUUAUAGAAGAGUGUGUGGAGGAGACUCCUGGACUCUUUUUGUUCUUUCGUUUCUAUAGAUCUUGCUCAUUUUCUCA